Pocillopora verrucosa is the source of this 2484-nucleotide messenger RNA. RefSeq names its product nicotinamidase-like. Lineage: Eukaryota; Metazoa; Cnidaria; Anthozoa; Scleractinia; Pocilloporidae. The record is from RefSeq and is a predicted model, not a curated record.
GGCAGGAAACAGUAAUGGCGCUAGAAACUGUGAGUUGCUUCUUUGAUGGUUACCGGAAAAAUGGAAAAGAGGGUGAAAAUGCCUUGAAGUUAGUCCGAGAGAACAUAUCAAACUCAAUUAAGAGUUCCUCUUUAGGAAAGUAUUCGAAAUACUGUGAUGUACCAGAAGACGAAAUAAAUAACUGGUUGGACUCUUUAUUGGGGAAAGAUCGUUUGAAUGUGGAGCAAAAAAAUGAAAUACGAUGUCAGCUUUGUCAGUGUUUGAAGAGAAUUGAUGAAAAGUCUUGCAUAGCUUUGUGGAAAUACUGGCUUCGACCGGUUACAAAUCCCAUAUCGGCAUUACUUAUUGUUGAUGCUCAAAAUGACUUCAUGAGUGGGUCUCUGGCAUUAAAGCACUGCCCUGCUGGUGAAGAUGGUGAGGAAGUAGUGGCAGUGAUAGAAGAUCUGUUGUCUAAAAAUCUAUUUAAAGUUGUUGGUUACACAUUUGACUGGCAUCCACCAGAUCAUUGUUCCUUUAUAGACAAUGUGUCAUUGUAUCCUCUGCACUCCACUAGUCCUGUAAGUUCAGCACAAGCCAAACUAUUUGAUGUUGUGGUUUAUGACAAACUUCCUCUCAUCAAUCAAAUUUUGUGGCCAAGACACUGUGUUAUAGACAGUUGGGGAGCUGAGCUCCACAAUGGAAUCAAGCCUCCUGGUAAAGAUGAUAUCACAGUGAAGAAAGGAAGCAAUCCCCGUAUUGACAGCUAUUCUGCAUUUUGGGAUAAUGCAGACUGUGUCCAGACUUCGUUAUUUGUUGAUCUUCUCAAACGGGGUGUUACAGAUGUCUACUUGUGUGGUUUAGCUUUUGAUGUUUGUGUGAAACAUUCAGCAAUUGAUGCUUUGGAGCAAGGGUUUAAAACUCAUGUUAUAGUGGAUGGUUGUCGUGGAGUGUCACCUGAUGGAAUUGCCGAAACAAGGAAGGAGUUUUUAAAGAAUGGAAUUGUGCUAAUUGAAUCUAAUAAGGUGGAAGAUGCACUCAGGGACAAGAAAGAGCAAGGUCAUAAAGUGGCAUGAAAGUAAUAUCAGCAGGCAAUUUCUGCUUCAUAAAUAUUUCUUUACUUUAUUUUGAUAAGUUUUUUUAUACUUUUUUUGUUACUAACUUAUGGUGCAGAUUCUGUCUGAAUUACUAGGAGGACAGUCGGGUUUGGUUAAGAAUUAAAUUAAUAUUGGUGUGCAAGAUUAAAUUAUAUAGAGUCACAUUUUGCUUGAACAAAAGUUUUAUGGCUCUUGUGUGUUGUUGUGUGAAGUUAUUAGGCAAGACCAAGUCCAAAUUUGACAGCAACUGUGCAAUUUUUUAGUAAUUUAUAUCUGAUUUGAAGAUAACAAUCAACUGUACAGUUUAUACCAUGCUGGUCAUGUUUUUCAGGGACUAAAAAAAAAAAGGUGGAACAAAUAUGAUUAAUAUAUGCUACUUUUCAAUUCAUCAAAUAGUUUUGCUGGUGCAUGACUGGUUUAAAUGCAUCUAAAUUAAAUAAGCCUUGGCAUAAACAAGGGAAAUAUCCAGUGAUAUUCCCAUAGUGAUAUUCCUUAAUUUUGAAACCAUGUGUCUAAUGUAAUGGAAGUCUUACUUCCAAAGUUCAUUCAAGUGGGGAGAGCAUUUAACUGUUGUUGCAGUAGAAGGGACCUAUUUGUUUUUUCAAUAUUUGUUUUUGAUAGUAGGAUGACUUGAAUAGUUUUUUUUGUGCACUACAAAAAAAAUAUAUGAAAGAUAAAUAAAACAUUUUAAUAUAUUGCAUAUUUGUCCUAAGACAAUAAUUUUGGUAGAAAUGAGCUUGAUGAAUACUACAAACUUGGAGGAAGAGAGAAAGUCCGAGGACAAAUAUCUGAACAUAGUGUUGCAGUAAAUGGAGGCUAUUUUUUAAUGUGAUGUUGGCCAUAGUAAAUUGUACUCUGAGAUACUAAUUAUGACUAAGGAGCUAAUAUUAAAUGGGGUAGUUUGAAAAUAUUGUAGGUUUUGAUUUUUGCAGAUCAAUCCUCAAACGUGUACCACCCCCCACAAAAUAAAUUACUGCCACAAUGUCACUUCAUAGUCACUGUAUGUGGAAUCAGUAAAAACCACAAAAAACCAUCUACGCUAUGCCUUCCUUAUGAACCGAUAAGGACAGUUCAUAUUUUCCUGUUAGGACAGAAAAUCACAAACAAUUUUUAUUUCACAGGAGAAAUUCCAGUCACCUUGAGCUGCAAAAAUUUGAUCCUGCAAACCUAAGAAAAAUUAACAAUUUACAAAAUAAAAUUCAAAACAACUUUUCUUAAUACAUUGUAUGCUAUAUUUAACAUUAUUUAUCAUUGCAUUGGUUGACUGGGUGAAUGAGUGUUCAGAAUAAAAAUUAUUUAAUCAGGGAAUGAUACAUAAAAUUGAUAGACAAUGUAUACUCUCUGAGUUUAUUUUUUCAGCUUCAACACAGCUUCAUGUAAAGUGUGAUAACUGGCAAUAAAAAUAGUUUGA